This is a messenger RNA of Linum trigynum, 348 nucleotides long. The record is from the annotation of a GenBank genome assembly. Lineage: Eukaryota; Viridiplantae; Streptophyta; Magnoliopsida; Malpighiales; Linaceae.
AUGGAAUGCUUUCACAAGCCGCACGAGCAACUAAUCGAACUCGAGGAUGCCCUAAAGACGAGGGAGGAGAAGUGGCAACAACGAUCGGUAGAGCAACUGCGAUUGAUAGACAAGAUCUUACGAAUCCUCGAAUCGCCGCGGGGAACCAAGCCAACCACCACCACCGUGGCGACUUCACCACCACCAUCACCCACGGAGGACAUCAACGUCGUUCUUCUAGCGGCAGUCGAAGAAGAAGACAAGUUGGCGUUGCGUCAAUCUGAGGCGGUCAAAACCAAGAGGAAGGCUGACGAAAAGGAGGAUCUAUCGACGAUGUUGACGUCGAAGAAGAAGGAGGCGAUCUUGUGA